Molecule: messenger RNA, 2475 nt
Organism: Brassica rapa (field mustard)
Lineage: Eukaryota; Viridiplantae; Streptophyta; Magnoliopsida; Brassicales; Brassicaceae
Source: RefSeq, a predicted model, not a curated record
CUAUUGCUUUUGACUUUAAAAGUAACUUUAGAUUAGUUUGCAGAUGGUAAAUAGUUCAUAAAUAUCAGCAUUCAAACUUGGGGAAAUUUUGUUUAUUUAUGAAUUCAUUAGGUGUAUCAAAUCCAUGUGAACCUAUAACCAUACAUCUAUAGUCUAAUUAAAUAUCAGUUUUAGAUUAAUGAAUCUUUACAAAUAAUUUAUAAAUUCUUAAAAAUUUCAAUAAUAUAUAUAUAGAGUUAUUAACUUGUAUAUAAUUCUGUUUUUAUAUAUACAAGGUUUAAUAAAUUUACGAUAUCACAUUCUUUCUUUUUAUUUAAAUUAUAAAGAUAUAUAUUAUAUAUAAAUGACAUUUUAUUGCAUUUAAAAAAAAAGUUAUACUCCUAAAUUUUGCGGUUUUCCCAAUCUAUUUUAUGUUAUUUCAUACUUUCUAAAAUUAUGUAUAUUAUGAACUAAUAGUCUAAUACUAAUUUCGAUGUUAUUUUAGAGUAUUAUUUAUCUCAGCACUAGUCCUAAACACAUGGAAAAAAAGAGAAAAACAAAGAGAACGGUGGCCAACUCCACUACGACAUUGGUAAUGCUAAUGAAUCCAUUCUGUAUAAUCAAGAAUCAUAUAUGUUUGUAGUGGAUGUCACCUAGCUACUCCAAUAAAAAUAAACGAAUUUGUUUUAUUAUGACGAGAGUAUAUUGUCAUUUGCCACUAUACCAAAAUCUAAAUCUGGAUAUGUGUCUAUGUUUUGUAUGGUUGGAUGCUAGUAGAACUACUAAAUAUUAUGCACUUAUGAAUAUUAAAUAGAGUUGGUGUAAAUAACCAAAUGUUGUGUAUGUGAUCAGAUAUAUGUAUCAGAUGUAUCAUUUGUUCCCACUGGAUCACAUACUGUCUUCUCGGAUACCUUCCAACCAAAACACAUUAGUAAAAUAACAAGAGUCUCUCUCUUUCUCUCUACUCGUGUUGUAUACUAUAUAUAUUAUCGACAGUGAUCUAACUUCCACUGUCUUUCGAUAUUCUCUCUUUCAUGGCUCCUCUUCCUUUAAUACCGAACCAAACCCAAUCGCAAACGCGUUUAUUUUCUUCAGACCCAAAGAAGAAGAAGAGCAGAAAGAAGCAAACUCCUCUCCCUCAGACACAAACACAAACGCAAACUCUGAAGAAAAAGACGGUACAGUCAUCAUCGUCGUCAUGGAGCCAGAUAAAGAACCUUUUGAGUUGCAAACAAAUAGAAGGGCCACGAGUGCACGAACCAUCAAAGAUUACGUCAUCAUCUUGCGGCUCUUCUCUAUGUAAGUUUAGUGAUGUUAUUUACGGUAACGCCCGCGUGAUUCAUCGCUCAGAUCACUCGCCGGGGAGUAGCAAUCUGGGUCAGGAUGCCGGACUGUUGACCCGGAAACCUGUCACCCGUGGAUCUUCUGCAACGGUUAGAUCUAACGGUUGUGGAGCUUACACGUCAUAUUCCUCUUCCAAAGCCAUGCAAUUCAGAAAACUCUCUGGUUGCUAUGAGUGCCACAUGAUUGUUGAUCCAUGCAGGUAUCCAGUUUCACCAAGAAUAUGUGCAUGUCCACAAUGUGGGGAGAUUUUCCCUAAGCUUGAAACUCUAGAGCAUCAUCAAGCAGUUCGUCAUGCCGUGUCGGAGUUGGGGCCAGAGGAUUCAGGACGAAACAUAGUGGACAUCAUCUUCAAAUCUAGCUGGUUACGUAAGGACAGUCCAAUCUACAACAUCGAACGGAUAUUAAAAGUCCACAACACUCAGCGCACGAUCCAACGGUUUGAGGAUUGUCGGGACGCAGUCAAAUCCCAUGCACAUGCCUCCACCAGAAAAGAGCCUCGUUCAGCAGCGGACGGCAACGAGCUACUCCGUUUCCACUGCACCACCGUUUCUUGCUCUCUCGGCUCCCGCGGUUCAACAUCUCUAUGCUCCAACUUUCCUGGCUGCCGUGUCUGCACCAUUAUCCGCCACGGCUUCCAUGCCAAAACGCUGCGUUUAGGCGGUGGGGCCAAUGAGAUAAAGGGAGUGAGGACCACGGCGAGCAGCGGAAGAGCACACGAUGCAUCGAGGUGCUUUGACCAGAGGAGAGCGAUGCUUGUCUGUCGUGUGAUUGCCGGAAGAGUGAGGCGCGUGCAGAGCGAUGCACAGGAAGAUGAAAAUGGUUCUGGCUCGUAUGAUUCUGUUGCGGGGCCCGCUGGGGUCUACACAAACCUCGAUGACUUGGUUGUGUUUAAUCCCAAAGCUAUACUUCCCUGCUUCGUAGUAAUCUACAAAGUUUCCGAGCCUUAAAAAAGAAAUUGCACUUUGGAAUGAUUGGAUUUGUAAGUUUUAGUGGAAUGUGUGAAGCAAAGAAUUGUAAUAUUUAGGAAAAAAUAGCAUUUUAAUUGUGUACAAUUGUGGUGGUGUGGCCUAGUCAAGACUACUCAAGAGCAAAGGACUAGUGUCUCCUUUUCUUUUCGUUUCAUUUUAUAAUUUCCACUUAACAUUUAACAUA